AGAAACAAGUAUCUGUGGGUGUCAGCGUGGAAAUCUCUUGUUUUCACCGUGCUGGAAGCGAAACCGAUCCGCGGCAUCGAUCACACGCAGACGCACGCGCACGAGCGAGCGCGCUUGCAUGCGAAAGGGCACGGAAGGUCAGAGAACUUGGCCUGCGCGAGGCUGGCGGGGAUGGCGUAACAGGGGCUGGCGUGGGGUUAAGGGUGGAGAAAGGGUGGUGGGGCGGAAUACCGGGGUGCCCAGGAAGGGAUGAGGCGCGUGCCAUGACUGAUGGCGGCUAAUAACAACAGAUCCCACAGCGGGAGGAUUAGCUGUUGUGUGCUCACUGAUCUUCAGGCGCCCGGCACCGAUAAAUAACAACAACCUGAAAUAAAACUGAAAAUAAACGGCUAGGCAUGAAGUUUGGAAAAGUGCGCGAGCGAUAAGAGAUGGAUUUUUUUUUUUUUUGGAGGGGGGGGGGAGUGCUAAAAGGAUUCCGACCUUUCCCUUCAACUCCUGUUACCUCUGACCUCUCUUGUCAUAAUCUCUGCCGGGGGAGAAAAAAAGGGGCUAUUCCAGGGUUUCAUCGAUGAGUCGUCUGCUUCGUCGUCGAGGCCCAGAGAGGAGUUUGUGGUAGGGGUGUGUUCAGAGUUUAGGUGUCGUAGAGGCCUUUGCACGAUGAAAGUGAUCAUUCGUCGUCGUGUGGGUGGCUGGUGGGGCUGUGUCUGCGGCAGAGGGUGUCGCAGGUGGCGAGGCGGCGCUAGGAUUUAGUAACUGUACGCAAGCCACUGGUUGUCCGCGCCUGGGCGUCUCGGGUUGGUUGGCAAGACAACAUAAGAUGCUCUGGGAAGAAGACAGUCUUGGCUCGACUGGCGGCUGAGCGGGAGAGAGAGAGACGUGCCAACCGAGAAGAAGAGUACGUGGCAUUUCAUUGAUCAUCCAGUGACGUGAGAGAAGAGGAGGAGAGGGUUUCCUAAAAUACUUGGGAGUAUACAAGACAUGGACGUACUGCAUGACACAGCUGGAAGAGAUCUUCUUCUGCAUCCAGCAUUCCUUUCGCGGAGGCCAUCACGUCUGGCAAGUGUAGAGGAGACUUUGUUUGUCAGACCGCUCGUAAAUAGGCUAGGAGAAAGAAACUUGCGCCGGUUGAUCUAUACUCACCGGGGUUCUUCUUCCAGCUCCCAGUGACUUCAGAGCGUUGUGUAGAUACAGCUACCUUUUUUUUUUUUAAAUACAAACGAAAAAAAUUAGCACAUCGAUUUUCUGGGCACCGCUGGUGUGUACGUGUUCAUCUUGAAGAAGGGCUCCAAGGGUCUUCGGAUUUCAGGUUAAUAAUAGCCAUCUUAAGAUUUGCUGUCACGUAGCUGGGGCUCCUCCUCGCCACCCUCCCAUCAAUACCCAAUCUCUUGUUUCUCGUCUGCCUGCCCGACGGAGAGGUGAUGCGAGCGGCGGCGGCGUCGCGUGGUGCUGCUGCUGGUGGUGAUGGUAGUGGCGACGGUGAUGUUAACAGCAGCUCUGAUCCUUGUUGACUAAAAGUGGACAGCGCUGGCACUGGGGUUGAUAAAAAUGGGGGAAGGGGAGAAAGAGUGAAGAAGUGAAAGACUCGAAUGGUCAGCAGAGUGCCAGAGCUUCCUUCUUCCUACUUCAUCCUCGCGCGCAUCCACCGUUUCCUGCGUUUCGCAGCUGAGAGCGAGAGCGGCGGCGUUCGAGACCGGAGCAGGCCUCGUUGUCACCGCGAGAAGGAAGAAGGGAUUUUCCCCCUCUCCUCCUUCGCCAGUGGUGCUUCGUUUCCAUUUCCUGGCGGCAAGCGGCAGAUGCCUGGCCUGAUCAAUUGUGUCUCGCGGGAGUCGGAGGCUGCUGUAGGUGUCUUCCAGGCGCUGCUGUCACGGGACAGCUGUCACGAAAGCGUAGAGCAGGCAGCUGUCGUGGGGGGCGGCGUGCAGUGGACAGCUGUCACAAGGGAGGCAUAGCACCCUGCUUUUCAAGAGUGUCUAGUCGGCAACGGUCACGAGGGCAAGACACGGUGGACAGCUGUCUGGGAAGUACAUCAUAAAGCUGCGACAAGAGAGGUACAGUGGGGCGGUCACGAGGGAGGAUAGCCGUCACCAAGAGUAAAGCAUGUACACCGCCGGUGGGUUUUGCUACGGUCAGGCGCACCCCGCACCGCAGUGGAACGGCCGGCUUAUGCAGUACAAUCAGUACUGGAAAAGGGGUCUAGGGGGACCGCCACACGAUGCCAGCUCCCCCUACAAGCGCGGUCGCCCGCCCUCGCCUCACGUGCAGCACACUCAGGGCCACUACCCGGCCUACGCCGCGGCGGCUGCGGCUGCUGCUGCUGCAUCUCCUGCAGGCGGUGACCAGGCUCGCUACCUGUCCUCCACUGCUCACUACGGCAUGUACGUCCGCGACCGCUACCACACCCAGCAGGCGGAACAGCGGCGGGAGUACCUGGAGCCGCGGGACGCGCGACUACGUGAGGCCGAGGUUCUGCAGGUCAAGCGCCGCCCCUCCCUUCUGUCUGAGUACCACUCACAACCGCCACAGAUCGACAGAGACAGGGGAGGUGAAGGGUAUGUACACUACGGACAAGACAACCUGGCAGUGAUGGCGCCAAGCGUGGCAGGUCCUUCCCAGCAUGCAGCUCUCGGACCGUCUGCACCGCCCAAACGCCCCCGCCUGUCGGAGAGACCCGAUCUGGCCCAGCCCCUCCAUGUAGAUGUGGAGGUCAAGAGGGAGCCAGCCUACACCCCACAAGUCGAAGCGAUCUCACCUACUUUGCCCACAGAAGACAGCACCAACCGACAGUACAAGGAGGAACUGCUACAAAGCAUCUCCAAACUCGAAGGAGAAAUCACCUCUGUCGAGCAGCAGAUUCAAAAACUGAAAAAGAAGGAGCGGCAGCUAGACGCACAGGCUUCCAAAGGGCCCGAGGAGAAACCGGCGUCCCCAGAAAUUCCAACAACGGAGACCAAGAACCAGAGCAUCGCACAGAUCAUCUACGCCGAGAACAGGAGGAAGUCGGAGGCUGCUCACAAGGCUUUGGACCAUCUGGGACCCAAGAUUGAGCUGCCACUCUAUCAUCAGCCAACAGACACACCUAUCUAUCAUGACAACAAGCGCAGGCAUCAAGAAUUCCGGAAGCGCCUCAUUUCGCAUCUUAAACGCCGGCACCAGGCUCGACGGAUACGGGAGCGCUACCUAACAGAGCGCUAUGACCAGCUGAUGCAAGCAUGGCUGAAGAAGAUGGAGAAGCUCGAAAACAAUCCAAAGCGAAAGGCAAAAGAUGCAAGAACUCGAGAAUAUUAUGAGAAAGUGUUUCCAGAGAUCAAAAAGAACCGUGAGGAUAAAGAGCGUUUUGGAAGCAAAGUUGGUGCACGCAGCAGUAUAGGUGGCUAUGCUCGCAGUGAGGCAGAACUGGAGCAGAUAGCUGAUAGCCUUCAAGAGCAAGAGGAGGAAGACAGAAAAAUGAGGAAUCUAGCAGUCAUACCUCCUAUGAUGCUGGAUGUCCGACAACGACGGAUGCGCUUUCUGAACAAUAAUGGCCUGCUUGAGGACCCCGUGGCUGUAAGCAAAGAGCAGAAUCACCUGGGCCGGUGGACAGAGCAGGAGAAACAGAUAUUUAAGGAAAAAUAUCUUCAGCAUCCUAAGAAUUUUAGUCUCAUUGCCACAUUUUUGCCGAGAAAGAGUGUAGCAGAAUGUAUCCAGUUCUACUACUUGACCAAGAAGAAUGAAAACUACAAACAGCUGCUUCGCAAACAAAACAUGAAAAGAAGCAAAAAGGCAUUGCAAAAAUCACAGCGUUCUUGUAUUGCACUUUUUAAGCAGCAACAGGUAGUAGUUAAAGAGGAAGUCAAAGAUGAGACCAUACCUACCUUGCCUGCAUCUUCCAGUGGUGAUGCUACCUCUAUGUCUGCUGGAAUAAAAAAAGAAGAAGACAAAGAGAGGGUUGAAGGCUCUGAAGACAGCACAACUGGUGGCACAGGUGGCACUCAUCAGUGCUCAGUCUGCAAAGCCCACCUCGAAGACUUCGGGAUGAGUCGACCUUUGACCCGCAGCAACUGUGAUGACUAUGGGGUCAGCGAGUCAGAAAUCAAACCAGAGAUGAGGGUGUGCAGCAGUUGCCGCUGUCGUUCAGUGCGCCGGCGAUACACACAACGUGAUAGGUGCCCUAUACCUACUUGCCGCACUCCACGGCGAAAGAUGAAACGUCUUCGCCCAUUCCCUCCGAAGUGGAAUGAACUUUCAGAUGAGGUUAAGGAACCCAUCAUAAAAGAUCUUCAGCUGACUGAAGAAAUGACCAAGUGUUGCUCUGCAUGCUUUAAUCGAAUCGCUCGGCGCCUGGGCACAAAUCCUCAGACAAAUGAGCCUUUGGUGCCACUGGUGCCAGAGAGCACAGAUGCCUCUCUUUCCACCACAGAUGUAGUAGAGACAUCGCGCUGGACGGAAGAAGAGAUGGAGGUUGCCAAACAAGGGCUCCGAGAACACGGACGAGACUGGGCUGCCAUUGCCACAGCAGUAGGGACCAAGACGGAGGCCCAGUGCAAAAAUUUCUACUUUAACUACAAGAAGAAGCUUAACCUGGAAGCCAUCUUGCAGGAGCAUAAGGAGCAGUCAGAGAGACGAAAAGUAUCCAUGUCAGAGAGUGUGGCAUCUACCACAACAGCUGUAUCAGAAGAGGAUGUCAGUUCUAGUGAAGAGGAUAAUGGAGAUGGUGAUGAUUCUGACACUACAAGUGCUCCAAGUCCUACUCCACUGCCAACAGAAGAAGGUGAGAGUCAGACAGGGGAUGCUAACCAUAGUGGGCAUUCCAUCCAAGACAGGGAAGCUGAUGCCACUUUGUCAAGCUCUCUUGGCUUGCCUCCUCCUGGCUCUCUUGCUUCCAACAAGACUUUAUCAGCCUCUCAGGGCAGCCUGCGCAGCAUCGAUAACGACAGUUCAGCCACCAUGAGCGCUGAUGAGGGCCCACCCGGUUCAUUGUCCGCUGCUGCAGCUACUACAACCGUCACCACCGCACCCACUGUCUCCACACCUUCAACACCAGUAGUCACUCUUUCAUGUAGCACACCCAGUUCCAUAGGCAGUGCAGGUCAUACUAGCAGUGGUCCUGGCCAGUCAAUGAUCUGCGAACCAUCUCCUAGUCCCCGACACAACCUUGGCGCCUCUCCCGCCCUUGGGACUCGUCUAGACAUCACCCCUGACGCCAGGGGUCAAGGCAGUCGACCAGGGUCAAGACCUCCAUCACGGCUGUCUGCUGUAACCUCCAUCAGUGCAAGUCCAGUGCCAGGUGGAAGGCCUGCAAGUGGUGGCGAAGUGCAGGUCAUCCGUGAACUGCAGCACAUCCAUGAGGUGCAGCCUGGAGCACAGGGCCCAGUUAUGACCAGCGUGGGCUUGACUGGCUUCCUGCCCAUGCAGAUGAUGCCAGGAGUGGAUCCCACCAGGCUCUCUCCUCGACCACCCAGUAGUCAUGAGAGUGGUCGCAGAACCCUCUCACCUCAUGUCCUGCAAGAGGGAAUGCUGGGACAGGACAAGAGAGGCAUUGGAAAAGGACCUGCAUGUGUUCGUGACCUCAUCCAUUCCGCCAUUGAACGUAACUUAAACGUUGAGCCAGAUCGUCCUCUUCGCGCCAGAGAGCCUGGACCAGGUCACAGCCUCGUGAGAGUUGGUCCAGGUGGACCACAGGACCUGAGAAAAGAUCGUAGUGAGCCUCUUCCUGACCCCCGUGCUGCACUGCCAUACAGCAUGCUGCGUCCAGUCGACAGUAGGGAUGCCAGGGACCCCAGGGAGGUUCAUGAUGCUAGAGAUCCCAGGGAGAUGAGAGACCCGAGGGGCUUGCCUGGAAGAGAUUGUGAAGUACAGGAUCUUUCCCGUCGCCAGCCGGAAAUUCUGGAAAAGGGCCCACACGGCUAUAAAGGGAAUCCUCAUGACUUUUUUGACCGUGGACGAUCAUAUGACAUGUACCCACGAGGUCCUCCAGACAAUGCUGCACAACUUCACAUGUCUGCUGUUCCUCCUCCUGCACAUUCUCACCAUACUACCAGCACUGUGCAGCUUGAGUCUUUGGCACUUAAGAUGCCACGGCGACCAGACAGCAGAAACAAGUCUCCUAGUAUGUACACAGGUGACCCCACCAGUGCCAGAGGGGGCCUUCCACCUAGUGGAUCACCUUUUGCAGGAAUUGAUCAAGGAGCCCGACACUCUCCAGCAGCUCGCAUUCCUCCUCCUCCCCCACUUAUAAACAGUGGGGGCUCGAAGACCUCACCCAAGCUGUCAAGAUCACCUCCCCUCCCAUCUUCUUCCUUGUCUCACAGUCAUUUGAUGGUGCCUCCUGGUUCUAUAACUCACGGCACACCAGUGACCCAUUCACAGUCGGUCUCACCUGCCAGCCAUGCAACAAACAUGGCUGGGCACAUAUCUCGCAGAAUGGAGAACCUCGCCCAUCAGCCUACCACCACCCCGCCCACCUCUAGUGCCAGUUCAAUCAGAAUGGAGGGCUCAAUUACCAAGGGAACACCUGUCAACCGAGAAGGUUCAGGAGGUAGCCGAGGUGGCCCUCCUGCAGAAGGAGCAACAGGAAGUUCACGCAUGGUCAUGGAUCCCAAUUUCCAAUCCCGAUCUGGUCACUUGGUGUAUGAGGGCAGCUAUGGGCCACCACAACCAGGGUUUUAUGAGAGACAGGAGGCUGCUCCAGGUACCCAACCUCCACAGCCAGGUGGCCCAGGAGGCCCUGGAGGGCCAUAUUACUCAUAUCCACAUACAACUUUUAGGGAAGAGCAAAGCUCCUACAGCUCCCGAGCUACGAUCAAUCAUGACUUCUAUUUGGCACAGCAAAUGGCAACAAAACAACGAAAGGAUCCUGAACGUGAAGAUCUUUCCCCACGAGGGCGCGACCUUGCUCCAGGACCUUCUCCCCGAGCGGUAGAUUCUCGUUUACCACACCAAGGGACCUUGGCAAGUUCUAGUCCCCAGCUGCUGCAUCAUCACAUGGCCCAAGGCCGAGCACCAUCAGGAACGAGCAGUGAUCACAUGCAGGGCAAGAUUUCACCACACAUGGUAACGGCCCGAGAAGACAAAGCCAGCACCCACCCUUCUCACUGGCCAGGGACGCGAGUUAUGGUGGCGCCCUCACAACAGCCACCACCUCCCCAGCAGCCAGUUGCUCAUCCUCAUCCUAUGACUCUAGAGUCAUAUCAUACAAGACCCAGCAUAGUUAUGGGAACUGGACGACCGCCACACCCAUUAGAGGCGAAAGAUCAGCCUGACUCCACAACUUUGCAGCGUGGCCCUGCUUCCCCCCGCCAGUCCAUGCUGGGUGUGCCGUCAUCUGUGGAGCAGAGUCGCACUCGACUGUCCCCAUCCAUGCCUCAUCACCCCCAUGGCCAUGGCCAUUCAGGAGCUUACCGACCAGAAAUGGUUGACGUUCACUUAGAGAGAGAACGAGAGCGUCAGAGAGCUGCAGCGCAAGAGCGAGCUCUGCAGGAGAGAGCAUCACAGCCAACAUCGCGGACAGUCUGGGAACACAAUCCGCAGAUGCAUGUUCGACGUACCAUGCAACCAAGUCAGCAACAAAUUCAGCAGCCUCAUCCUCACCACUCAUAUGGAGAUCCAGACAUAGGAGCUGGUCGGGAGAGUUCUAACUAUAUGAGCAACCAGCCAGAUAGUCGCUCGGAGCAUGGCCCUAGUCCUGUUAACACCUCACCUUACCCUGGAUCGGCUGAGCCAGGACACCCAUCAGAGCAACCAUCUUCAACAGACAGCUCACAGCAUCACCGCCAGAUGACAGACAGGACCUACAUCAGCAAGCUGGCAGAGAGCCAUGGGUCAGCUGCCAUUCUAGCUGCUUUUCAGAAGGAUUCACACCAACCCCUACCAGGCAAUACCCAACCUCCAUCCACUAGCGGUCGUUCGCUUACGGCAGCAACACUUAUUGAUGCCAUCAUCAUUCAUCAGAUCAACCGCUCCACUCCAGAAGCGGGCAGCAGUAAUAUGAGUGCUAGUAGCAGUGGCAUUGCAUGUUUAAAAACACCAGAACACGCAUCACCAGCACUUCUGCGAGGAAGUGGGGCCAUGCCUGAGAUGAACAAAGGGUCAGGGCCUCCAGAAUCAUCAUCACCAUCACAUUCCCAUGCAGACUCACGAUCAUCGACGCCAAGCAAGUACAAACAUAGCCGGAAGACUCAUGUCCAGGGAGGGGCUGAAUCGGACUCUACCUCCUCCCCUGCCACACCUGGGAUGCAACUGGGCCGAGUUAGAACUCCUCCAGCUCCAGAUGCUCCCCACUCUUCCUCACUGGUGGGAUCUGGUGUUCAGGAUCCCUCGCUGGCAACAAGUGGCAGCAGUGAUGGAACUAGUGCAUCAAGCAACAGCUCGGCACGAAUGAUCACUUUAGGGGAUCACAUUGAUGCCAUCAUCAUCAGCGACUACAGCAGCUGUGGCAGCAGCAGAGAGGGCGAGGCAGUGGGUGUGCCCAACUUGCUGAGCCAGAUCAACAGCACCAGCACACCUUGUUCAGUUCAGUCUACACCUACAUUCACUACUUCAGAGGUAACCUCUAUCUCCACCCGCACAUCCCCUAUCGUGCGACCCUCUUCUGACACAUCUGUGGGAUCAUCAUCGGAUGCCCAUCGCUCGCGUAACUUCAGUGGAAAUGUGCACAGCCCAGGAGCAUCUGCACCACAAACACAAUCCCAACCUCAUCAUGAUGUUCACCAUAAUUGGCGCAAGCGAGUCCAGCAGCAGGCCCUGAGUGAGGCAAAUCAGCUUCAGCAGCAACAGCAGCAGUCCCAUGGAUCGUCACCUUCAACACUGGCCUCUCUUGGCUAUGGGGGGUCCCAGGCUCAUCAUUCUAUGCAUUCCCACCCUCAUGGACACAACAGCAUUCAGACAGCCAGCAGCUCUCACACAGCCUUGGACAGCAGCACCCUCAAGAUUCCGAUUGAGAGACAAGGGGUAGUGGGGCGAUCAGCAACGCCAGAGCAGCUGCGAUCCCGAUCGCCUCAGACUUCGCAAGCGUCCAGCACAGGCGGCAGCGGAAGUGGAGCAGGCAUGAGUGUUGGUGCCGGCAGUGGUAGCAUCGGCGGUGGCACCAGCAACAGCGGUGCUGAGAUUGGAGGUGUUCAAGCAGCAGACAGCAGUGCAGGCACCAUAAGCAAAGCUCGAUCCUCUAGCUUCAAAGCCGAUCACAGCAUUUCAUCUUUGGAGUAUGUGAAGUCCAAGAUCGAGUUAACCCUACGUGAAGAAGAGGUUGUGUCCCAGCAGCAGCAUCAUGCUGGUGGAGAAGACUCGCUUCUGUCAUCAUCAUCCGCACCAGGGGUUUAUUUACAGGCAUCUAGUCAAGGGCCAAGUAGGGAGACAUAUGGAAGCCGACCAUCGUCUCGAGCAUCAGUGGAGCCACAGCCUGGAUCUGCUUAUGAAGGAACUGUCAGCUCAACAGCAUCAUCUUCAGACACUGCAGAAUCUAGUCAGUCGACGUCUGGAAUAGGAGGCUGUCAGCCUGGUGGAGUAAUAGACAGAGGAGCAGGAGUAAGAAUGGAACAUCACCCAUCUCAGCAGGCACUAGACUGCACAUCUCUUGGGGGUCGAGUAACCACUUUGACUUCCACUGCCGAAACUUCUGCUUCCCUUUCCUCUUCAGUCUCAAGUAGAUCCCUUUCACCUUCCGUAGGAUCUUCACAGUCUGCCUCUUCGGGUAAAAAACGUAUCAUGCACCGACCCCGGUUCCGUGGUGAUGACCCUUCAGUCCCCACUCCAGGGCCUGGAGAAAAAUUCCAAUCCUUCCCUACCACAUCCAGUCGAGAUUACUCACGAGCUUCUGGUCUCAUGCCAUCCACCUCUACCACCAAACUGACCACAGCAGACACUGUACGUACCAGCUCUGGUACCAAGCCCACAACAACAGCUGCCUCUAUGCAUGGAGGGAGUUCAGGUUCGGAGAAAAAGUCUGCCCGCUCAGACCUAUAUGAUUUUCCUGAUGAUAGCCCCGAUGAAGAUGCAGGAGGACGGCCGCCCAGUAGUUACAUGGCUUUAGGUACUCAAGGUCGCAGUCCUCGCAAAGGUCAUGUAGACAGCUCUGACUGCAGCAAGAGUGGGGGCAUGGCCACUGGCUCUUCCGAGACCCGAGCUGAUACUUCCGGUGUUGGCAGUUCAAUGGAUGAAAGAAGAGCCAGCGGGGAUCAUUUGACUGCUUUGGGAGGAAAAGAUGGAAAUGAGGCACAGGCAUAUGAAAGUUUUAUGUCAUCUUCAAGCAGCAGCAGUCAUUCUCACCAGCACCGCGACCUGGGAGUGCAAGAUGAUCCUCGCGCUGUCUACAGAAGCCUCAGGGACUGCCGGGAAGUUGAUGUCUCAAACACCAGUGUGGACUCUACGCACUCUGAUAGCAAGACAUCCGCAGCUCUUGGACCCGAUGAAGUGUCUGAUGCCAUCGACAGUUCCACCAUGUCUGGAGAAGGCAAAGUUGCUAAGCGAGGUGCUUCCCCACGGCGUGCGCCUGAUGAUGGAAAUGUGGAAGGAUCUGGAUAUGAACCUGGAGAAGCAGGCCAGAGCCGCAGCAGUCAUGAUGCCCUGACAUACGUUCAGCACGCUCGCAGCCCUCGAGCUAGGGCCGCCUCAACGGAAGGGAGUGGAGGAUCUGCUGGGGGUUAUGCAGGAGUAGACAGUUCCAGCACUGAGCGCAGUCCCAUGGGCUCAGGGUCUGUGGUGAGCACCUCUUCAACCCUGGGGCUCGGGAGUUACUCAAUUAGCUCUGCCUCUGGCUCCACUCAGCCAGUCGUGUCAUCAAUGAUGCGCGACACUGAGCAUCAGCAGGUGUGCUCCAGAGACCAGGAGCCAAAGCCACUUUUGUCAUCACAGUAUGAAACUCUCUCUGACGAUGACACCUAAUCUUGUCAGAUAGGUAAAUACUGCAGACACAUCAUGAUUUGCAAGUGUCAGAGGUGCAGUCAGUGGAACUUAACCUUUUUCCCAUCCUGGUGAAUAAAUAAAUAUUAAUUUGCUUGCAAGUUAUCAGUAAAUGACCAUCAUCAAAGGACAAAAUAGAAUUUACAAUGAUCACAUCCUUCUGGUCUUUCUUAUAAAAGACAAACAAUAAACUGGAUUCCUCAGCUGCAACAGUUCAAGGACAGAGUAAAUCAUUUAAUGAUGACAUUAAAAGCCGUUUUGUUUACAGACAUGUUUCAUGAGCAUUGGCUAAACAGUUUCAUGUUAACGGUAUUCAUUAAUGAGUUGUUGAGGUUGUGACUAGUGGAUUUCCUGUGCUCUGUGCCACACUUAGCAAUGGACUUGAAGUUCUAGAAGUUAUUUUGAAACAGGAAUAUUCCAAUCUAAAAUUGAUGAAGAAAUCAGGUGCAGUUGAGAAUUCAUCUUCCUUUGAUUCUUGUAUGCUGAUUUUCAAGUUAACACCUUUCUUGUAGAUAUUUUGUUAUUGUUUAUGGCGUUCCAUUUUUGAAUAUAUUUAAUGAGCCUUUAAGACCUUAAUUCACAUUGUUACAUUCAGCAUCCCAUUGCCAGCAAACCAUCUGGAUGCUUUUUUUUUCUUCGUUCAUUUCUUACUUCAGAUGGAAUUUCUUGUAUUUACUUUUGUUGCAUUCUGUAAAAGAAAUGUUCUUCGUGACAUUUUGCUUUCCAUCCAAUUAUGCCAGAAAAUAAAGACAUUCAUGGUAUUUAUGUGUAGAAACUUGUGAUAAACUUAGCUAAUAUACAUCAGCAUUCUCAUAAAAACUGCUCAUGAACUAAGAAUUGAAUUAUGGAUAUAUAUACUGAAGCACAACCAUUUUAGAAUAAAUGACCUGAACUCUCGAGAACAUUUGUCAUGUAAUCCAGCCAAAGUGGGAGGGAAAACAGUAGUGGGUUAGAUAUAGAAAUGCUUGGAGUCUUAAAAACAUCUGAGUAUCUUGGUGAAAGGACAAUUGUUAUUUUAUGUAUUUCACUUAUUUUGAAAUCUACCACUGUCAUCUUUGCAGACUUUUCUUCUUAUUCCUUUAUGCCACCAGUAAUGUAUAGGGCCGCAGCUACACGCCAUCGGAUCCGGGCGUCCCUUCCCAGUUGGGUCCAUGUCAUGCCAGCUGCAUCUUUGCAGACUAUUGCAUUUGAUUUACAAGUGGAUGCACUGUGGCAGCCAGCUUAGGUUCAGUCUGAGUUUUAACUGCCUCAACUGACUUCAAUGUGCAUCUCAACUUUUUUUCUGAUUGAACUGCAUGCAUUCUCCUCAGGUGUCGAUUCUAAACUAUGGCAUCUAGCAAACAAAAGAACUACUACUAUUCUUUUUUUUUUUUGUAAAAUAUGUUUUGUUCAAUUUUGCUAGGUUGUGAUCCAAGGUAUUGACUGUUCUAAAGCUGAACACUAGCUUGUGUCUGAUGAAAUGAUAGGUUUCAUAUUUCAAUCAGCAUCUAUGUGUACUAGGAGAUAACAAAUAUGCUUUCUUUUAGCAAGGAUCUGGCUAUUUUGCAACAGUUGUUUAGCAAAACCACUGGUUUCAAGGUCUGACUUGCUUUUAAGUCCGGUGUUAUUCACUUCUCAGUACAUUAAGCUUGGCUGUUUGUGUGUUCACUGCACAGCUUUUUGGUUUCUGGUCAUGUAAUGUGGCUGAUUUGAAGAUAAUGCCAUAGGUUAUUUCAUGGGCUGGUAAAUAUGUUUUCUUUGCAUUUCUUUAAUGGAUGGAUGACACAUUGUAAUCGGUCAGUCAGAAUGUUUCAUCUUCCCUCAAAGAACCACGUGAUGGAAGUAUAGAACAUUUGGUGUUUAAAUGACAAAAAUAUUGUGAUGCUAUAUAUAUGACUAUGGGACGAGGAUAGCCAAGUGGUUAGAGCACUGGCGGCCCGAACUGAGAGCAUGCUUGUUUAAUGCACAGUUAGUGCAGCAAACUUCCCCCUCGUCAGCCCAGCUGGCGAGAAUGGGUACCUGACUCCUUAGAUGGUUGGGGAAGGUAAGGCAGCGAGGGAGAGGAGAUGGGUACCACCCUCAUGUAAAGCUGGUCCCCGAGAAAAGUGAGAUCUCUAACACCUCACCCCCCAACAACUGGAAAGGGUUAGGGGAUGACCUUUACCUUUUUUGACCUGACCUUAUACGAUGAUUUAACACUGUUGAAUUGAUUCAUUUCAAGCCAGCAUUUUUUUGUGCAGGCUUUAUACCCAUCUAGCAGUAAAUUGUUCUUAAAUUUUUUUUUCCAUAGACAGUUCAUGUGUGUGCUUGAUUUCUGACAAAGGUGGCAAACAUCCAGCAACUAUCAGCUGAAUGAAAAUUAAAACAAGAUUUGUCCAUUUUGAACCUCUUGAUUCUUCUGUAAUGCCUUGGUCUGAGAGUGCCUAUAUCAACAACAUAAUGCCAGGUUAUAGACUGGAUCAUAAAAUGACAAGGGAAAAUAUAUGCCAUUUCUUGGAAGAAAGGUGAUUACUGUGCAAUGUAGAAUGUCACAGCUUACUUUCUUGAUGCCUGAAAGUAUUGUUAAUGUUGCCUUUUAUUUUCUAUGAUCUAUAAAAAUGCCCGAUGUUAAAUUUCAUGUUGGGUUAUAAGGCUAUACAGCUGGAGUGAAGUUCAUGUGACCGUUUUAUUAAGAGAAUGAUGUGGUUUAUGACAUCUUUGUAUUAUGAGUUACUUUCAGGAAAAUAAGUGUGGAUAUAACAGGCACAAAACCACAUUUUGUGAAUGUCCUAAAUCUCAUUUCCUUGUCAGACAAAAAUCACAUUGGGUAAAAUCAAUCCAUUGUUGUUAUAAAUUUUGGUUUGGAAAUGUGGACUAUACUUCAAUUGAAAUUUAAGUGACUUGCCUUUAGAGCAGCAAAGUAAGGAAAACGUUUCAAUGUAUAAUGGUCUCUCUUUCUCUGGGAGGUAGGACAGUUUAUCGAUGUCUAAUAAAAUUAUAUCUCCAAUGGAAUUGUAUCUAAAUAUGUGUGGGCAUAUGCAUGUGUAUACGUUGCAUGAAUGAUGUGCGUUAGUGAGUAAAUGCAGAUAGGCAAAUGGAAUAUCAGAAUGAGUUAUGUUUUUGUUGUGCUAUGUUUCUUUGAUGGUUAAGUUGAAAUUUGACAUCAACCCUUUUUAAGGACUAAUAAAGAUUUGUCAUGUCCAAGA
Pomacea canaliculata is the source of this 14036-nucleotide messenger RNA. Its product is annotated as nuclear receptor corepressor 2-like. The transcript has 37 exons. The record is from RefSeq and is a predicted model, not a curated record. The coding region runs from base 2098 to 10854 and encodes 2918 amino acids. Gene Ontology annotation, biological process: regulation of transcription by RNA polymerase II. Lineage: Eukaryota; Metazoa; Mollusca; Gastropoda; Architaenioglossa; Ampullariidae.